This is a messenger RNA of Desarmillaria tabescens, 2938 nucleotides long. RefSeq lists its product as uncharacterized. The coding region runs from base 198 to 2792 and encodes 864 amino acids. The transcript is spliced from 10 exons. The record is from RefSeq and is a predicted model, not a curated record. Lineage: Eukaryota; Fungi; Basidiomycota; Agaricomycetes; Agaricales; Physalacriaceae.
ACAGCUUUCAUAAAUGGCGCACUGCUAUUCAGUUCAUGUCGCUGUAUGCAAAGGCGAUGUUGUGACAUUGCAGAAGGGGCUGAUGAUGAUGUCCCUCGAUAACCCCGAAAUCGGAAUCGUGGGAUUCUGCGGACGUCCGAGUAUAAGAGGUUAAGCGCCCAGGGACUGCUCUCUUACAGCUAUCACAAGUAUCUCCCAUGGGCAGUUUGGAAGCAAUUCGUCGACGGACGAUGGCCAGCCAGCCUCAGUGGGGAGACAUUCCCGGCUGGGAUCGAUCGAGUCCGGACAAAUUGCCUUCGUCACGUGCCGAGACCGCCCAUUCUUGCUCAGAUUGCGACGCGUCUACCGGCCCUGCCAGUAUCGAAAUGGGUACGGUCACCAAGAUACGACCUGAUUGUCAUGAUUUUUCUUUUACCACCAGAGACUGGUCUCUAGAAGGUCUCUUGAAACAGGGAAAACGAUUCUUCCCGAUACCUCGAGUGUCCGCAGUCGGCGGCCAGUCCUUGGAGGAUAUACUGCAGCGAUAUGACGGCGAUACGAAGCCCUUGGUCAUUGAGGGCUGGCACAAACACCCUGGAUGGCUAGGCCAGAAAUUCAGCCUUGAAUGGCUCAGAGAGCACGGGCAGAAAAAUAUUGCGGUUCGUAAUAUUCAUGAUUGGUCGGAUCGUACUGUCCCUCUUGAGGAAUUUGCGAAGCACUGUCGCUCAACACCGUGUUUUCUUACGCCAGGAGAGACUGUCAGGUGGUAUGGAAAGGAUGCCGAAUGUCCAGCAGACUGGUAUGAAUGGCUGCACAAAUCUGGGGUCAUUCCAUCCCGCCUCCUCCCAGACGAUCCGCGAAACUGUUUGACGAAUCUACCAAAAUCUGCUGCCGUGGAAACCCUGAUGUGCUACCUUGGUAUAGGCGAAACUUUCACGCCGUGUCACAAGGAUCUCUGUGCUUCCUCAGGACACAAUCUUAUGUGUUACACUGAGAAUGACGGUUCUUCAUUCUGGUUUAUGACCAAGGGCUCCGAUGCCCUGAAGGUGGCUGAAUACUUUCGCACCAAGCUUAAACAAGAACUGGAUCACGAGAUGCAUGUCGUUACCAUCGAGGAGCUCGCCAGAGCCCCAUUCGACGUCUAUAUAACUCAGCAAAAACUGGGUGAUCUUGUCCUGGUGCCUCCGAGAAGCUGCCAUCAAGUCGUCAACUACGGUGGCAUAACCAUCAAAACAUCAUGGUCCAGAAUGACCCUCAGUGGAUUGACAGUUGCUCUUCAUCAUGAGCUGCCCAUGUAUCAGAGGGUAUGCCGGCGCGAAACAUACCGCAUCAAAUCGACAAUAUAUCAUACUCUACAUCGGUCCCGCGUCGAACUUGAGGACCUUAUGCAGAGGGACAGACCUCAUGGUACAGAGGACGUCGCAGCCCGUCUUUCGAAUCUAUUGCGUCUUUUCGAUUACAUUCUCAAGGAUGAAUGUCCGCUGAAGAAUAUCUCCAGCCCAAUACCUGCAAUUUCGGAGACGUCUGGAUGCGACGAAAAGGACGAGGACGUUCAUGUAGUCUGCGAUUUCUGUGGCGCCGAUGCGUUUCAGAGUUUCUUCGAAUGCUUAACCUGCGUGCCUGCUAUUUCUAAAUCUUCCGGUAGUACGACUCGUGGCAGCGGUUAUGCUCUCUGUCCCGCAUGUUAUUCUGAAGGACGAAGCUGUCGUUGCGAGACCAUGACGGCUGUGCAAUGCCGGCCUUUUGAGGCCCUUGUUAAAGAACGGCGGAAGGCCGUCGAAGUAUUGAAGGACUGUAAGGCUUUGAAGCUCUUGCCGCGUUUUGACUGUGAUGAGGAAAGGGAUCUAUUCUUCGACCGAUCAGGAGUUUUCCGAGCUGCCUGCAUUUUGGCACGCAAACGAAGAAAGGACACUCGAACAUGCACGAUCCCUGGCAGUAAUUCACACCUGGUCCCUUCAACCUGGUCUCUUUACUGCGAAAAAUGCCAUGCAUCGAAGUGCUAUCUCCAUCUUGCUACAAACUACCGCAUGCACUCGGUGGAAGCCCUGUUACUCCAUGGCAAAGGCAAGAAAAACAUGAAUGUAUCGUAUCACCAGAGGCACGUUGAUCUCAAGAGGGAUUACUUGAAGAAGUUGCCAAUUUUCCGUCGAGCUACUGAAAAUGGGACGAUCCCGGAUGCGAGUAUAAGAUCGGUGUUCAACGCGUCCACUCUUGAUCGGUGCAAACCCAUGAAUCCUACUUUCAUGAAAUUAGGGUGGUAUGACAGACAUGCCGAUAUCAUCAUGACAAACAAUGACCCCGUUGAAAGGGGAGCUGAUGCACCAGAAUGUAUGGAAGGCUCCUCUUUGUCUUCGUUAUCUUCGGAUUCAGGUUCAGCGGCCAACACACCUUCAGUCCGUGGGGCAUCACACCCAUCUUCAAGCGAUAAGCCCUCUUCGUUUGCGGCCUGCAAGGAUCACGAGCCGAUGCAGUCUAGGAAGCGCAAACACGUCGUCAGUGUCAUGGUUCCGACACUGUCUUCACUGAAACUGCAACCUCAAAUGUUUCUUAUCAUGCCGUCGUUAUCAAAGCCAGCCAGUAGUAGGCGAGAAGAAUAUCGUCCACCACAGAAUGAUCGUUCAUCCGCUAUGCAAGCCUCUCAGUCGAUGCCGGAGCCGUCGGGGAAGCGGAAUAGCGCUCCCGCUAAGGCGGCCCCAAGAUUAUCACCAUCUGCUAUUAGUCAGUCAGCCAGUAGCACCGUUGCAUCACGAAAAGGAGAUCUGCAUGCAGUAUGUACUAUGGUCGACCGGCGACGAACUCUUCCACGACGAUAAUAUCUUCGCCGCCAGCCAACCGUAGUCGCGACAUUGGACCCGCAGAGACGGGGGCCAAAUCAUCACAUUCUACUGAUCGGUCGUCUCGUGGUAAUGAUCCAAAACCUUCAGGCUCAAGGCUACCACCAAGGUUCCCGUCGAAGGAA